AUGAUCGACCUCAUCAUUGCUCUCCUGGUCCUCGUUUUGGUCGGUCUUCUUCUUGUCGGCGCCUUGCUCAUCCUCCGCCGUAAACGCCAGAACCGCAAGCGUUCCGAGCUUCCUGUUCACAACGGCGAGUGCACAACCCAUCAACGUCGCCUGACGAUAUCCGCACCCCCCUACACUCAGACUGAAUCCGUGCUGGUUUACGAUGAGAAGCGCAGCCUGAUGGAAAAUUCCUCCAGCCCGCCACCCAGCCCUAUCCCGGAAAUCCGCAUUACUUUCCCCGAGGAGGAGGAUGAAUCGGGCAAACGCAAAUCCGGCCGUGUGGUUGUGGUGCGCAUCAGCGACUCGGGCGGCGUCGGUCUUGAGCCAUGCAAUGAGGAACUCCCCCCCUAUCAGUCCAGCGAUGCGGAGCGCUUCCAGUCGCUGGAUAUCGAGCGGAUGGGCGGCCUCAAGGAGAAGGAAGAUAUCAAAAGAUGGUCUUGA
This is a messenger RNA of Aspergillus terreus NIH2624, 480 nucleotides long. RefSeq lists its product as uncharacterized. The transcript has a single exon. Lineage: Eukaryota; Fungi; Ascomycota; Eurotiomycetes; Eurotiales; Aspergillaceae. Bases 1 to 480 code for a protein of 159 amino acids. The record is from RefSeq and is a predicted model, not a curated record.